CAAUUCAUGACAUCUCGGAGAAUAUCAGAAAAAUGCGAGAUGGUCGAAGGGUGGACCUUGACGCAUUCAUACUUUGUUGCCAUGAAUGGUUUCUUCGACCCGUCAAAACGAAGCGCUGUGGGCCCGAACGAUUUGCAGCAAUACCCCGGAAUAAUCGAGAACACCGGGGAUACUAGAAAGGCUGCAGUAACAAAGCAGGAAAUACUUGACAGAAGCAAAGGCGAUGGGUUUUCCAAAUUUCUCAUUAUCCUUCAACUACUAUGGUUUAUCACUCAGUAUGUCGGACGAUUGGCAAGCCAUUUGCACAUAUCGCAACUUGAAACAAUGGCGCUGGCGUAUGUGGCAUUAUGCCUCCCCCCUUACGUGUUGUGGUGGGGUAAACCUGUCAACAUUCAAUUCCCAAUCCAUGUGACGAGAGAGUCCCCUUCUGUUCCUCCGACUUCCGAGACAAAUAUCGAUCAACCAACACCUAAAUCCGAGACUGAUGCAGAUCCGAUGUCCCUCGUGCAGGUGCCUGAACCCGAUAUCGAGGGUUGGGAAACCAUCACCAUACUUAUAGCCACUGGAAUGAUCUUUGGGGGAAUUCAUUGCCUUGGAUGGUCGUUUCCCUUUCCGACACGCACGGAGAUGAUUCUAUGGCGGGUUUCAGCAAUAUCUCUUACAGUCGCUCCUAUCUUUAUAACGUUGGUUGUGGGUCAGAUGAACCUUGGCGACGUUAGGGGACUGCUCGUGUUAUUCAGUGUACUUGUUUAUUCCGCUGCGCGGAUUAUCCUCCUUGUUCUCACCUUCGGUUCUUUGCGUUCACCUCCGCUCGAUCUAUACCAGACCUUAUCUUGGUCAUCAUUCCUCCCGCAUUUCGGAUAGCUGUGUAUGUACCUGGUGCUUCUGGCUAAAAUCGUGUUUUAUUACAGGACAACCUGAUGUUGACGAAGAUUCAAAUUCAUGAGAUCAUGGCAAGUUACGCAUAAACAUAUACA
Messenger RNA from Cantharellus anzutake, 977 nucleotides. RefSeq lists its product as uncharacterized. The transcript has 2 exons. The coding region runs from base 7 to 864 and encodes 285 amino acids. The record is from RefSeq and is a predicted model, not a curated record. Lineage: Eukaryota; Fungi; Basidiomycota; Agaricomycetes; Cantharellales; Hydnaceae.